Messenger RNA from Vombatus ursinus (common wombat), 166 nucleotides. It is a transcript of the gene APELA, whose product is annotated as apelin receptor early endogenous ligand. Bases 2 to 166 code for a protein of 54 amino acids. Gene Ontology annotation, molecular function: apelin receptor binding. Gene Ontology annotation, biological process: heart development; apelin receptor signaling pathway. The transcript has 2 exons. NCBI's taxonomy places the organism in Eukaryota, Metazoa, Chordata, Mammalia, Diprotodontia, Vombatidae. The record is from RefSeq and is a predicted model, not a curated record.
AAUGAGAUUUCAGCUGCUCUUUCUUCUAUUCCUUUUUUUCACGAUGGGUAUACUCCUUAUCAAUGGACAAAGGCCAGGUAACCUGGCAUUGAGGAGAAAACUGCAUAGACACAGCUGUCUCCAAAGGAGAUGCAUGCCCCUCCAUUCCCGGGUGCCCUUCCCCUGA